This is a messenger RNA of Metarhizium brunneum ARSEF 3297, 1020 nucleotides long. RefSeq names its product mitochondrial 37S ribosomal protein mS38. The record is from RefSeq and is a predicted model, not a curated record. Lineage: Eukaryota; Fungi; Ascomycota; Sordariomycetes; Hypocreales; Clavicipitaceae.
AUGUUUCCCUCAUCGGUCCGGCGCGUCGUCUCCUCCGCUCCUCAGACGGGGCUGGCCUCGUCGCUGGCUUCAACUGCUCGAGCUGCCGCCACCACGGUUCCGGUCUUUGUUCGCGGCCAUCAACGCCGCUACUCGUCCUCCAAACCCUCGAAAUCCGAUAAUGGCUCGAGCGAUAUCUCUACUGGCCAGUCUGUUGCGGCCUCUGGCACCUCACGAAACGAAGGCAAGACGAACACCGAGAAAAGGAAACGAAAGAGCAAGGUUGCCUCCGAAAAGGGUGCCUCGUUCAAAAAACUCCCAAGUGUCCCUAGCACUCACCACAUCUCCCAAGAAGCUCUUGGCUUAUCGAGCUUCUUUUCGCUACAUCGCCCCAUUUCUAUUACUCAGACCAUGCCGCGAGCCGUAACCGACGAGCAUUUUGCCUCCAUUUUCACCCCCCGAACAAAGGCAAACAGAACGUCUGACACCAUGUCCACGAUAUCUAAUACUAUCGACCAGUUAGAGGGUCCCGUGGCGCAGUUGACGAUUGGUGGUCAUGAGGACCAAGGAAUGGGCAAUGGCCUUCACAAGCUUGAAGUCCGAAACCCAGAUGGCAGCGAGUCGAGCGUGUACCUCCAGGUUGAUACCAUGUCUGGCGACUUCUUGCCGUUCUGCCCCCCACCUCUGCCCCAGGCUGAGUCUGCUGCUGAGGGAGAGGGCCUUACCGCCGAAGCCGAAGCUGUGGAAGAAGAACCGCAUCACCGCGUCUACAAGGCCAUGUUCACUAUUGAGGAGUCUACUGAACCCGACGGUCAGAUUCGAAUUGUCGCGCACAGCCCUCGCAUUGUCAAUGAUGCGCAACCGCGCACCUUUUUGGCACGCAUGGCCCAGCGACAACUCCGAGCCGACGGAGUCCGGGGGCGUCGUGAUAUGUACGCCAUAAGUGUCAAGAGGCAACGAAAGCUCAAGAUGAAGAAGAAGAAGUAUAAGAAGCUCAUGAAGCGCACUCGAAAUCUCCGCCGAAAGUUGGAUAGGACGUAG